This is a messenger RNA of Priceomyces carsonii, 978 nucleotides long. It is a transcript of the gene MEC3, whose product is annotated as Mec3p. Gene Ontology annotation, cellular component: site of double-strand break; checkpoint clamp complex. NCBI's taxonomy places the organism in Eukaryota, Fungi, Ascomycota, Pichiomycetes, Serinales, Debaryomycetaceae. Gene Ontology annotation, biological process: nucleotide-excision repair; telomere maintenance; mitotic DNA replication checkpoint signaling. The transcript has a single exon. Bases 1 to 978 code for a protein of 325 amino acids. The record is from RefSeq and is a predicted model, not a curated record.
AUGAAGCUAAAACUCAGGACCCAAAGCACCGAAGCCUUGAAAUCUACACUCUCUUUGAUAAGCCGAGUUAGAAGGUUUGUGGUACUUCGAUUUACAUAUUCCCAACUAUAUAUCAUUCUGGUUGACGAAUAUUCACUGGAGCCCCAAGUAUGGUGCAAACUACAGAUGAAUAGCAUAUUUGACCAGGUUGAAAUUCAGAGUCUAAAAGAUAACACUAUUUUACUUGAAAUAAAUAUUGAUUUAUUUCUUCAGACGCUUAAGCAUUUCGACAGAGCAAAUAGUGAUGGAUUGAAUAUAAGACUCCAGAGGAAAGACACUCUAGGGGGUGAAGGUGUUGCAACAAAACAAGGAAGGGUGGCAUCAUUGGCCAUGUAUUAUUCUAACAUUAAUUCACAUCAGAACUCAAUUAAUCAUACAUUCAGGAUUCCAGUUAAGAUAAUGAAAAAUAACGAUGAAAGCUUCAUAUCAAGAGAGCCUGAGCUAAGAGAUGUACAGUUGAUGAUGAAGCUACCAAAUGAAUUCGUCACGACCUAUAAGAGACUCGAGAAGUUUAAAAAGCCAAAUCAAAAGGAACUCUUAACGAUCAAAGCAAGCCGAAGGAAUGAAGGGCUACUUGCUUUUGUUCUCAAGGAGGAAGGAAAGUAUAGAGUGACUAUUACUUGGAAUAACCAUUUGGAAGUUAUAAAACCUGACAACCCGAAUCUCAAUAAUAGUAACAAUGGUCUAGAUACGUUCCAGAGCAUUCGAGAGUCCCAAACUUCCACAAACGAAGAAAUUGAGGAAGAAGACAGAGAGAUUCAUGUUAAACUUAAAGAUUGGCUGAUGUCUUCGAGGAUCGUGGCAACUUGUAAGUCUAUCUUAUUUCUAAUGACUCUGAAUGGGUGUAUGUUGCAUUGCUUACUAGAUGACGCAGGUAAUAUUCAAAUUACCUAUCACAUUACUGGUGUUGUUGUACGCUCUGAUACUGAUAAUAUGUAA